Molecule: messenger RNA, 684 nt
Organism: Rotaria sp. Silwood2
Lineage: Eukaryota; Metazoa; Rotifera; Eurotatoria; Philodinida; Philodinidae
Source: the annotation of a GenBank genome assembly
AUGAUUCGACUAUUAACAUUAAUUUGUUCAAAUGAUGGUAAUAAUUUACAGAAGGAUAGUGAUAAUUCAUAUCCAUUUGCACGUGGCUUUGAUGAUUUUGUAACAACAUGGCCACCAUCAACGAAUACAACAAGCAUGAAUGAUGACAACAGUAAUAAAAAUUUAAUUAGUAUUCCAUUAAUAACUAAUCUAUGCAUAAAGUUCAAAGCUUUAAAGUAUAAUGCAUUUUAUAGAGCAAGAAAAGAAUAUUAUAUUGAUCCAGUAACAAAAGAAAGUCAAUGGGAACAUCCAAAUUCUAUGAAUAAUAAAUCAUCAAGUGGACGAAAAGCAACAAAUGGCGGUCAAGUACAAGUACUUCACAUACUUGUUAAACAUACAGGUUCACGUAAUCCAAAAAAUUAUAAAGGUGAAACAAUCACACGUAGUAAAACUGAAGCUCGAAAAAAACUUGAUGAAAUCAUAAAUGAAUUAAAAGAUGCUGAUGAUCUUGAAACAACAUUUCGUCGUAUUGCAAAAGAUAAAAGUGAUUGUAGCUCUGGUCAACGUGGAGGUGAUCUUGGUAUGUUUGGUCGUGGUGCAAUGCAAAAAGCAUUUGAAGAAGUUUCAUUUGCAUUAGAUGUCAAUGAAAUGAGCGAUGUUGUCGAUUCAGAUUCGGGUCUACAUGUUAUUUUACGCAUUGCCUAG